UUCCAAUGUUUUGUUGACAGAACCAAAUUUAAACGAAAAACCAGAAGAAAAUGUUUUUACAGUUACAAAAGAGUCUAUAUUGAAGAAACGAAAAUCUUAUCAAAAUAAAAAGAUAAAAGAAUUAAAAUUGCCUUUUAGAAUUAAAACAUUAAGUAAGUAAAUUUUUUGGUGGAGGGGGGAUCUUUAUAAAAAUAAUUUAAAUAUUUUUAUUUUUUAAGAAAAUCGGUUUUUAAAAAAGAUGAGAAUAGGUAAAUUAGAAAAUGAAAAACAAAAAAUUAAAGAAAAAUGGGAAAAAGAAAAAGGUAAAGAAAAAUUGGAGGAGGGGUUGUUGGAAGAUGUUGAAAUUAAUUUUGAUGAAGAAGAAUUGGAAGAAGGAAUUUUGGAAGAUUAUAAGGAGGAGAAGAUUAAGGAGAAGAUAAAGGGGAAAAUGAUAAAAAUGGAAGUGGAGGAAGAGGAGGAAGAUUAUGAUGAGGAUGAUGAUGAUGAUUGGGAUCUGACAAAUCUUGAUUAUUUGGAUUGUUGUGAUGAGGAAGAUGAGGAGGAAGAGGCAAAGGAAGAUUUAAGAGUAAAAGAAUUGGUAGAAAAUGAAAUUUGUAAAAAUCCAGAUAAUUCUUUAGAAUGGGAAGAAUUGCUAAAUAAUUUUAAAAAACUUGAAAUUAAUUUAAAAAAAGAAAAAGAAAAAUUAAAUUUUAAUUUAACAAACCAAAAAUCGCGUUUUUACAAAGAAGGGAACUAA
Molecule: messenger RNA, 736 nt
Organism: Meloidogyne enterolobii
Lineage: Eukaryota; Metazoa; Nematoda; Chromadorea; Rhabditida; Meloidogynidae
Source: the annotation of a GenBank genome assembly